Messenger RNA from Wickerhamiella sorbophila, 717 nucleotides. Its product is annotated as Protein PXR1. The record is from RefSeq and is a predicted model, not a curated record. Lineage: Eukaryota; Fungi; Ascomycota; Dipodascomycetes; Dipodascales; Trichomonascaceae. Gene Ontology annotation, molecular function: nucleic acid binding. The transcript has a single exon. The coding region runs from base 1 to 717 and encodes 238 amino acids.
AUGGGAUUAAGUCUUGCGGGGUCGUCGAAGAAAGAAAAAAUUAGUUUCGAUCCUCGAAACACCAUAUGGUCGAAUGAUACUGAGAGAUUCGGCCAUCAGCACAUGCUCAAUAUGGGCUGGAAGCCCGGACAAGGCUUGGGCAAGUCCAUCAAAGGUGAUACUCAACAUAUUAAAGUCAAAGUAAAGGCAGACAACACUGGUCUUGGUCGGCCAAUCAAAGACGAUAUGCCUACAGGUCUUGAUGUUUUUCAGCGCAUUCUCGGCAAACUCAAUGGCGAAGAAGAAAAGGUCAACCGUCAGUUGAAUGAGCAAAUGAAGAUGAGCGGUGUGUUUCUAAACUUUGUGUAUGGUGGAGUUCUUGAGGGUACUGUUGAAAAGAUGAUGUUGACAACCGUCGAAGAGACCACACCCUCUACCAAGCGGGCUGCGCCUGAGGAUGUUGACGAGGAAGUCAAGAAGUCGAAAAAGGCAAAGAAAGAAAAGUCGAAGAAGCUGAAAGAGGACGACGAGAAGGAAAAGAAAAACAAAAAGGAUAAGAAGGGCAAAAAGGACAAAAAGGACAAGAGCAAGAGCAAGAGCAAGAGCCCGCCGGAGAAAUCAGAAUCUAAAUCUCCAACGCCUUCAGGCAUUCGAGCUACUCGCAGCCGAUUUAUUGCUAUGAAACGUCAAGCAACUACAGACGAGAAAAGCUUGAAAGAAAUCCUGAUGCUCAAUUAG